Messenger RNA from Perkinsus marinus ATCC 50983, 597 nucleotides. RefSeq lists its product as hypothetical. The coding region runs from base 1 to 597 and encodes 198 amino acids. The transcript has 6 exons. Lineage: Eukaryota; Perkinsozoa; Perkinsida; Perkinsidae. The record is from RefSeq and is a predicted model, not a curated record.
AUGAGCUCUUCCCCUGGCAACUACGCGGCGAUGACCAUUGCGGAGCUCCGAAGUAUUCUGACUAGAAAUGGUGUUAAGGUGCCUCAGUCUAGUAUAAAGAAGGCAGUACUGCAUGUGUUUGAAGGAGUUGGGUCCGGUCGUUUCAAGAAGAGAAUCUUCUAUGGCGAGUCCGCUACCACAAACGCCGUCGAGCUCUGGAGGAAAGAAUCGCGUCGCGGUUCAUCUAAAGGGGAUAGGGGUUCGAGAGUGAGUAAGAGCUCGAGAGUUGGUCGUGAAAGUACUAGUCGACCUACGACGAACUCUCGAGGCUCUGCGGUGACGAGGAGGAGUUCGAGAGCGCGAACUAGCAUCUCAUCUGCGGUUGACAGUGAAGGAACUGACCUAGUAGAUGUAGCUCGGAUGUUCUCUAGUGAUGAAGAGGAGAUGAGCGAUUCGAUGGGGUAUCUCCCCGGGCCGCGACCGAUUUAUUGCGAUGAUAUUACGAAGGAGGAUUGUGAACCAUGCCCUCCUAACGCCGAGUGUCGCGGUCGUAGUAUGGUGUGCAAGCCUUUGUUCAAGCGUGAUGGAGAUGUGUGUGUGAGAGAUGAACGAUUGUAG